This is a messenger RNA of Coffea eugenioides, 1080 nucleotides long. Its product is annotated as protein terminal ear1-like. Lineage: Eukaryota; Viridiplantae; Streptophyta; Magnoliopsida; Gentianales; Rubiaceae. The coding region runs from base 1 to 1080 and encodes 359 amino acids. The record is from RefSeq and is a predicted model, not a curated record. The transcript is spliced from 4 exons. Gene Ontology annotation, molecular function: nucleic acid binding.
AUGGCUACUCGACUGAACCCCUUUGCUGAAUCAUGGAUGCCAAACGCCCCAAAACCUUCAAAAACUCCCAUAAUGUUUCCACAUGAAGUCACAUGUCAACCAUCUCCUUGCUUUGGAACUUUCCAAAGGCCACUUCUUCAGCCCCAGCCACCACUUGCAAUAUAUGGGGAGUGCUACUAUUUUUAUGGGUUCUGCAGUUAUUACUACACUUUGAGGUUUCAGCCUCAGCCCAUUCCUACUACCGUUCUUCCUCCAGGCAUGUUGAGCUGUGCUUUGGAUGAAAAGGACAUUGAAGAGAAGAGGGAUUCAAGGGUUUCUUGUGGCGAAAAUGGAAAAGAUUGGAAGGUUACUGGCGGGGUUGUACCUCGUCCUAGACCUAGGAUGAGGAAAAGCCGCAGUUUGGAGAACCAAGGAACCAGUAAGAAGACUCUUAAGCAAGUGUGGAAGCCGAGGAAGGCUAAGUCUGACGAUGGUGUUGGUGGUGGUGAUGCUGUUGUCUGUACAUCUUCUUCAUCUUCCCCCUCUCCUCCUCCUACAGCUCCUGUGAAAGAGGAUUCCGCAUUCUGCAGUUAUACUACUGUCAUGAUCAAGAACAUCCCAAACCAAUACAGGAGAAACGAUUUGAUGCAAUUGCUGGAUAUCUAUUGCAAGAAUUAUGAUUUGGAGUAUGAUUUUCUCUACCUUCCUAUGGACUUCUGGAGGAAGGAUAACCUUGGAUAUGCAUUUGUGAACUUCACUUCUGCCACUGCAGCUAAGAAGAUCAAAGACUUGUUACAUGGUUAUGUGUGGUGUGGUAAUAAAAUUCAAGAUGGAAUUAUUCAUUCCAAGAAAAUUUGCGAGAUGUCAUGGGCACAUAUACAGGGGAGAGAUGCACUGAUCAAGCAUUUUCUGGAUUCCUACUUCACUUGUGACAACAUUGAAUAUCUGCCAGUCGUUCUUUCACCUCCUAGGAAUGGCUCAAAUUCCGGGAUUUUGCCUAUUCCCAUUGGCACAAUGACUGGCCUGUCCAAGUCUUGCCGGCCAACCGAGAAGAAAUCGUCCAUCAUCACAAACUUGGCCCAUACUACGACUCUUUCUUGA